AGAACACAUACUGGAGAGAAACCCUAUGAAUGUAAUCAAUGUGGUAAAGUCUUUGCAAGAUCCAGUCAUCUCCAAAGACAUAAAAGAAUACAUACUGGAGAGAAACCUUAUCAAUGUAGUCAAUGUGGUAAAACCUUUUCAUGUCACAGUAAUCUCCAAAGACAUAAAAGUACACAUACUGGAAAGAAACCUUAUGAAUGUAAUCAAUGUGGUAAAGCGUUUUCAUGUCUCCGCAAUCUCCAAUAUCAUAAAAGAACACAUAUGGGAGAGAAACCUUAUCAAUGUAAUCAAUGUGGUCAAGCCUUUUCACAUCUCAGUAAUCUCCAAGUCCAUAAAAGGACACAUACUGGUGAGAAACCUUAUGAAUGUAAUCUCUGUGGUAAAGCCUUUUCACAGCAGUCUCAUCUCCAAAUCCAUAAAAGGAUACAUACAGGAGAGAAACCUUAUGAAUGUAAUAUCUGUGGUAAAGCCUUUUCAUGUCACAGUCCUCUCCAAGUCCAUAAAAGGACACAUACUGGUGAGAAACCUUAUGAAUGUAAUCUCUGUGGUAAAGCCUUUUCACGUCACAGUGCUUUGCAAAUCCAUAAAAGAACACAUACUGGUGAGAAACCUUAUGAAUGUAAUCUCUGUGGUAAAGCCUUUUCACAGCAGUCUCAUCUCCAAAUCCAUAAAAGGACACAUACUGGUGAGAAACCUUAUGAAUGUAAUCUCUGCAGUAAAGCCUUUUCACGGCAGUCUCAUCUCCAAAUCCAUAAAAGAACACAUACUGGUGAGAAACCUUAUGAAUGUAGUAAAUGUGGUAAAGCCUUUUCACAUCACAGUGGUCUCCAAAGACAUAAAAGAACACAUACUGGAGAGAAUCCUUAUGAAUGUAAUCAAUGUGGUAAAGCCUUUUCAUAUCACAGUCAUCUCCAAUAUCAUAAAAUAACACAUACUGGAGAGAAACCUUAUCAAAGUAAUCAAUGUGGUGAAGCCUUUUCGUGUCACUGCUAUCUCCAAAGACAUAAAAGAACACAUACUGGAGAGAAACUGAAUAAACCUUAUGAAUGUAAUCAAUGUGGUAAAGCCUUUUCAUGUCACAGUCAUCUCCAAUCUCAUAAAAGAACACAUACUGGAGAAAAUCCUCAUGAAUGUAAUCAAUGUGGUAAAGCCUUUUCAUAUCACAGUAAUCUCCAAAUCCAUAAAAGAACACAUACUGGAGAGAAACCUUAUGAAUGUAAUCAAUGUGGUAAAGCCUUUUCAUGUCACAGUCAUCUCCAAAGACAUAAAAGAACACAUACUGGAGAGAAACCUUAUGUAUGUAAUCAAUGUGGUAAAGCCUUUUCAUGUCACAGUAGUCUCCAAAUUCAUAAAAGAACACAUACUGGAGAGAAACCUCAUGAAUGUAACCAAUGUGGUAAAGCCUUUUCAUGUCACAGUCAUCUCCAAAGACAUAAAAGUACACAUACUGGAGAGAAACCUCAUGAAUGUACUCAAUGUGGUAAAGCCUUUUCAUGUCUCAGUCAUCUCCAAAGUCAUAAAAGAACACAUACUGGAGAGAAACCUCAUGAAUGUAAUCAAUGUGGUAAAGCCUUUUCAUGUCACAGUGAUCUCCAAAGACAUAAAAGAAUACAUACUGGAGAGAAACCUUAUGAAUGUAAUCAAUGUGGUAAAGCCUUUUCAUGUCACAGUAGUCUCCAAAUUCAUAAAAGAACACAUACUGGAGAGAAACCUUAUGAAUGUAAUCAAUGUGGUAAAGCCUUUUCAUGUCACAGUCAUCUCCAAAUACAUAAAAGAACACAUACUGGAGAGAAACCUUAUGAAUGUGAUCAAUGUGGUAAAGGCUUUACACAACAAAGUCAUCUCCAAUAUCAUAAAAGAACCCAUAUGAGAGAGAAUCCUUAG
This is a messenger RNA of Arvicanthis niloticus (Nile rat), 1884 nucleotides long. Lineage: Eukaryota; Metazoa; Chordata; Mammalia; Rodentia; Muridae. The record is from RefSeq and is a predicted model, not a curated record.